ACAGCAAACUGGUUUAUUCUAUCUUCUUCUUUGUCAAUUCUACUUGCUUUUGGUACAAUUGAUGAUGGUGAGGAGCAGGAGUUUUUUUAUCAUCCCCUUGUUGGGUUGUACUGCUACGUCCAUUUCUUUUGUUACUAAUUCGAUCUGUUGAGUGUGCAUGCAUCGUCAGAAGGAUCCAGUGUGUUGCCGGAAAGCAUCCGGUUUGACACAGGUGGGUUAAGUAGGGAGAGUUUUCUAAAAGAUUUUGUGUUUGGAACUGCAACUUCAGCUUAUCAAGUUGAAGGAAUGGCAAAGAAAGAUGGUAGGGGACCGAGUAUUUGGGACGUCUUUGUUGCAAUUCCUGGUAACAUUGCAAACAACGCUACAGCAGAUGUGGAUGUGGAUCAGUAUCACCGAUACAAAGAAGAUGUAGAUAUCAUGAAACAUCUCAACUUCGACGCCUACCGUUUCUCUAUUUAAUGGAGCUGGGAAGGUGAAUUGGAGAGGUGUUGCUUAUUACAACAGGUUGAUCGACUACAUGCUCAAGCCAAGGCAUCACUCCAUAUGCAAAUUUAUAUCACUACGAUCUUCCUUAUGCACUUGAAAAGAAGUAUAAAAGGUUAUUAAGCCAGAAUGUUGUGAAAGAUUAUGCAGAUUAUGCUGGUUUCUGUUUCAAGACGUUUGGUGAUAGAGUGAAAAAUUGGAUGACAUUCAAUGAACCAAGAGUAAUUGCUGCCUUGGGUUACGACAAUGGAAUAUUUGCUCCAGCGAGGUGUUCUACGCCAUUUGGAAACUGCACACAAGGGGAUUCCUCGACUGAACCUUACGUUGUCGCACAUCAUCUCAUAUUGCCUCAUGCUGCUGCAGUCCAGAGGUACCGCCAAAAGUAUAAGGCAAAACAAAAAGGACGGAUAAGAAUUCUCUUGGAUAUUACAUGGUAUGAACCUCUUACAGAUUCAAAAGCAGAUCACCGAGCUGCUAAGAGAGCAACAGACUUUCAUCUUGGUUGGUUUCUUCACCCAAUCGUAUACGGCGAGUACCCAAAAUCAAUGCAACGGAUAGUCGCAUCGAGACUCCCAAAGUUCACAAAGUCAGAGAUUAAUAUGGUGAAAGGCUCAAUGGAUUUUUUAGGAGUUAACGAGUACAGCACCCACUACGUGUAUGAUCAGCAUAUAAACAAGAACCAGGUCAGAGUUUAUCAAUUAGAUUGGCAUGCUGGAUUUGCUUAUGAGCGUAACGGAGUACCAAUCGGACCACGGGCAAACUCCUUUUGGCUUUACGAAGUGCCCUGGGGUAUGUAUAAAGUUCUGACCUAUGUGAAGGAGCAUUACGAGAACCCGAACGUAAUUCUUUCAGAGAAUGGCAUGGACGAUCCCGGAAAUGUUACUCUUCCUAAGGCAUUACAUGACACCAGAAGAAUGCACUUUUACAAGGGGUACUUGAUUCAACUCAAGAAGGCGAUUGACCAUGGAGCCAACAUUACUGGCUACUUUGCAUGGUCAUUGCUCGACAACUUCGAAUGCAAAUCAGCUUACACAUCAAGGUUUGGUAUUGUCUAUGUCGACUACCGCAACCUAAAAAGGUAUCCUAAGCUGUCUGCUUAUUGGUUCAAAACACUACUUAGUCGAAAAAAGCAUUAAAUACCAUUGGGUUUCCUCAUUCAGGGCACAUGUGCCCCUAGUUGUUGAUGCUGCAAUGUGUUAUCUUGCUUUUUUUAUUUGCUAAAUUUUUCUGACCUUGCUUGUAAAGUCUUAAACAGACUGUUCCGAUCUUGCUUUUGCUUGUAACUUGUAAGCGGGGCAAUUGCCAUGAUGAAAAUAAAGAAUAAGAUUUUUCUUUA
Molecule: messenger RNA, 1819 nt
Organism: Papaver somniferum (opium poppy)
Lineage: Eukaryota; Viridiplantae; Streptophyta; Magnoliopsida; Ranunculales; Papaveraceae
Product: beta-glucosidase 43-like
Exons: 1
Coding region: 684-1619 (311 amino acids)
Biological process (GO): carbohydrate metabolic process
Molecular function (GO): beta-glucosidase activity
Source: RefSeq, a predicted model, not a curated record